Messenger RNA from Danaus plexippus (monarch butterfly), 2085 nucleotides. RefSeq names its product tektin-4-like. The record is from RefSeq and is a predicted model, not a curated record. Gene Ontology annotation, cellular component: microtubule cytoskeleton; nucleus. The transcript has a single exon. Lineage: Eukaryota; Metazoa; Arthropoda; Insecta; Lepidoptera; Nymphalidae. Gene Ontology annotation, biological process: cilium movement involved in cell motility; cilium assembly. Bases 91 to 1590 code for a protein of 499 amino acids.
UUGUGACUUAUUGUCUUUGUAUUUGUUGACAAUUUAAAAUUAUUUUUUAUUUAUUGUAUUUUUAUUAUUAUUAUUAAGAAAUAGUAAAUAAUGACUUCAUUCCCCGAAGCUGAUAGAUGUCCGAAGGUAUGUACGGAUAUUGGAGCUUUCAAAAAAGCUGCAAAGAGCCCGGAGCAAGUAAAAGAAGAGAUAAAAGCUGCCGAGGAAGCUAAAACACAAAAAGCCUCCGAGGAAAAAGCUUUAAAACCUCCCGAGGAAGAAUCAGAGCCGUUGAAACCUGAACAAUCUGGUGAGGAAUAUCUGCCAAACUUAAAGCCCGGUCCCGAUGGUAACGUAGACUGGACGCCGCUAGGAGACAUGACUGGAACAAGACCUGGGGUCAACAAGUACAGCAUCAGUAGAUAUUCACUUAGUGAAUGGAGAAAUCACAACCAAAAGGUCCUCGAUCCCGAGAUCAUCGUCGAGUCGAAUAUUGUGGAAUACAACGCGAAAACAUCCAUGAUGCAAGCGUUUGGGAAUAUUGAUAAACAACAGAGCGAAAACUUCAAGAGACUGCGGCAGAAAGCGAGGGACAUAUUCAGGUGGAAAGUUGAAGUUGAGAAAGCAUGCAAAGCGAUCACAGACGAAGUGGAACUCCUAGAAAUAGAGAGACAGAGACUGAAAGGCGCUUCAAAGGUUCUCAUGUUACCCGAGUCUAUUUCCAAAGAAUGUUUAGAUUUACGCUCCAACAGAUUCCAACCUGAUUUAGUCGCUGACUUGGCUGAAAAGGAACUGAUCAAAGAGAUGAAUUUAGUGAGUGAAGUGAGAGCGACUUUAAAAAACACCCUCGACGAAAUAGAGAAGCAGAUGGCCGUUAACAAGGCAGCAAAACAUCGGAUAGAAUAUGACUGGUGUGACAAAACUAUGGCGUAUAAUACCGAGGCCACGAACUUAGGGCUCGAUACUAAAUCGAAUACUAUCAUGUUCAGGCCUGGUGCGACCAGGUUUGGCGAAUACACAGCUCCUUUGGAAUAUUGGGAGUACUUUUGCAGGGAAAACGUUCAAAACUGUGAAGCCGCCAGACAGAAAUCGGCUGAUUUACGAGGAAGCCUAAACGCAAUUUUGGUGAACGGCGGAAGAAAACUUCGCAAUCAAGCGGACAGGACUGAUAUGGCUCUAGCUGAAACUGUAGCCAUAACCCAGGAGCUGUGCACCAAACUAGAAGAGACGUUAAGAAAUACGCUUCAAAGAAUAGCUGAUAUGGAAUCUCUGAUUGAAAAUUUAAAAGAUUCCAUAAAAAAAAUGGACGCUGCGAUGAAACUAGCUCAAACCAGAUUAGACAAUAGGAACAACUGGAGACCUCACGGGGAAAGUGUGAGGGACCAGCCGCAUUUGGGUCUCAUCGAGGAGGUGAAAAAGAUUCACGAGACUGUGACGUCCUUGCUUGGACAACUAAAUAACGCAGAAAGAGUUCGAUCUGAUCUCCUAAAGAAGAGAAUAGUUCUAGAGAAGGAUAUUGCAUCUAAGCGGAAGACCUUGAACAUAGAUCGUGAUAGAUGUGGUAUGGUGAGAUCUCAUUAUCCGUCGGCAUCAGAAUUAGCUGGUUAUUGAGACCGAACCUUUUAAUUCAGUCCCUCCUGGUUAUUUCUAUCCUUUUUUUAUUUCUUUAAUAAUUGUCAUAUUUUUUUCUUACUGAAUCAUAUACCCUAUAUUAUUACAGAUAGUAAAGUCUUAUUUGUGAUUAUUUAAACCAUUGCUAUAAAUUUUGAUGAUGUCGCUGAGUUUUCUAACUUAUUGCUAUGUAACUUAUCCGAGUGAAAUCUGUACGUCUGUAAGUUGAAAACUUUUCACUAUUUAUUGUCUCGUUAACUUGCGUAAGUUUAAAUUGAAGAGACGAUGGUAUUAUGAAGAAUUUCAUGCCAUAAUGACACCUUACAUGGCUGUAAUGAUAUAGUUACAUUUUAGUUUGUUGCGCAACAACCACGGAUUUAAAACAAGAAGUCGGUUCUUAUGUUAUGCAGAUCGAAAGUUACGUGCAAGAUCAUUGUAAUGAUAAUUUUGUUUUUUCGCCAAAAGUAUCGUACCUCGUUGAACUUUGCCUGUAAA